AGUUGCCCGUCUCUGGGCCGCAUGGACAUGACGGCGGUCGUGUUGGCCGGUCAUGAUAUAAGAGACGGCCGUCAGUCUUUGAGGUCUUGCUUAUUGGGUCUUGCUGUGUGAAUAGAUCUGCUCUCUGCCCGAACGAGAGGACCUUACCACUGCCUUUUUCGUUUCAGGUCCAAAUCAUCAACAAAACGCAAAAGAAAGAACGAGAUGGGCGUCACGAUUCCCGCCCGCAAAGCCGAGGCCGUCCUGGUCAAGGCGGGCCAGAGCAUCAAAAUCACAAACACCCACGGCAAACAGGUCGUCGACUUUUGGGCGUUCAACCCGUCGGACCCCAAUGAUUUUUUGUCCAUGGUGCACACGAGGACGGUGCUUGUCAAGAUCUCGUUGUCCAAGGGCGACAAAUUGUACAGCACUCGCCGGAAGCCCGUUUUGACUUUGGUCGAGGACACUACGCCGGGAGUGCACGACAUUAUUUGGUCGGCGUGCGACGCUGAGCGGUACCGCAUGCAGGGAUAUCAGGGACAUCACGACAAUUGCUCGGAGAACCUGCAUGGUGCGUUGGCCAAGGGGUUUCCCGACUUCAAGAUCGCGCAGGACUGGACUCCGGACCCGUUCAAUAUCUUUAUGAAUGUCGCGAUCGAUCAUCGAGGUGGACUCGAUAUUCGUCCUCCCCUGAGUGAGAAGGGAGAUUAUGUUGUCCUCAAGGCUGAGACGGAUCUAAUUGUCGCGAUGAGUUGUUGUCCGCAGGAUUUGGCGCCGGUGAAUGGUGGCGGCGGGCCGACAGAUUGCGAGUACGAAGUUCUUGGGGACGGUGCCAGUGAGGUGCCGCGGUCUCUGACCAAGACGAAGCCUCGUGUCAAGGUUGCUUUCUCGUUCGAUUUUGACGCUGUGAGUCAUUGGCUUGGGACGGGUUGUCAUGCCGAUAACAACAUGGCGGACUACUCGAGUGGUAUCUUUGCCGGGAGAGUCGGUGCGGUCAGACUGGUCAAUUUGCUCAAGAAGCUCGACAUUGCGGACAAAGUCACCUGGUUUAUUCCGGGGCAUACGGUCGAGACAUUUCCUGAGAGCGUCAAGCUUGUGGCCGAUUCGGGUGCUGAGGUCGGAUUACAUGGGUAUUCUCACGAAGGUAUCUACCAGAUGACUCCCGAACAAGAGGCCGAUGUGCUGCAGAAGUGUAUCGACGUCGCGACCAAGUUGUGCGGGAAGAAGCCAAGGGGUUAUCGGGCGCCGAUGUACACCAUCCGCGAGACGACCGUCAAGUUGUUGAGGCAGCACGAGUUUUUGUAUGAUUCGAGCUUGAUGCACCAUGACAGCCAGGUCUAUUGGACGCCGAACGACCCCCCGAUCAAGACGAUUGAUUUCGGUAAGGACGCGUCGAGCUGGUUGCACCCCACGGAACUGGCUGCGGAGCAUAAGGCGUAUCCGGCCGAGGGGGUGCACCCGCUUGUCGAGAUCCCUUGUGGGUGGUAUAAUGAGGAUAUGAUGCCGCUGCAGUACCUGCCUCAUUUGGCGCAGAGUCAUGGGUAUGUUGGGACACGCACCAUUGAGCAGAUGUGGAAGGAUAAGUUUAUGUGGUUGUGGGAGAAUAGUACAGUGGAUGGAAGGGAUGAGUUCAUCUUCCCGAUCUUGAUGCAUCCGGAUACAUCUGGUAUGGCUCAUAUUAUGGGCAUGGCGGAACGGGUCAUGACUUGGUUGAAGAGCUGGGGUGAUAAGGUUGAGUUCUGUAAGCAUGAGGAUAUUGCGAGGGCGUGGCUUGCGGAGCAGAAGGAGAAGAAGUAAGUGUCUGAGAGGUAGUCAUUGUGGUUGAGGGUUAUCCCAAGAAAAGGCGGCGGGCAAGACUUGAAGUGCUGAGCGUGUUGAAAUAAUCUGAGGAAGUUGUCUCAAUAGUACUGGACACCUCACACCGUCUUUCACAUCGUAUCACAAUAGCAGGGAACUGCAAACCCUCCGCGCCAGUCAUGUCCGCCUGAUCCCCAAUCGGGGCAGUUUACCCUAUCCGCCCUGAUACAUGGUAGUACCUAGGUAUGUGAGGUUACCCCGCCCAUGUUGCUACGCCUCCAAUCCCCAA
Exophiala viscosa is the source of this 2065-nucleotide messenger RNA. RefSeq lists its product as uncharacterized. The record is from RefSeq and is a predicted model, not a curated record. NCBI's taxonomy places the organism in Eukaryota, Fungi, Ascomycota, Eurotiomycetes, Chaetothyriales, Herpotrichiellaceae. Gene Ontology annotation, molecular function: hydrolase activity, acting on carbon-nitrogen (but not peptide) bonds. The coding region runs from base 205 to 1776 and encodes 523 amino acids. Gene Ontology annotation, biological process: carbohydrate metabolic process. The transcript has a single exon.